AUGGGUGGCAUUCCUUUUGGCGCUCUUGAGAACCUCAAGAACAAGGUCCAGGACCUCAUCAAGAAGAAGCUCAACAAGAACAAGGCCGAGGACAAGCCCGCCGAAACAACAACUGCUGCGGACGCUGCGGCCCCUGCUGCAGCUGACGCCACCAAGACGGAGGGCGCAGCUCCUGCUGAUUCCACUCCUGCCACCACCGCUGCGGCUCCUGUUGCCGAUGCCCCACAGGCAACCGAAGCUGCCAAGGCUGACGCUACGGCUCCUGCCGUUUCUGCCGAGUCCGCUGCUGCGGCUCCCGAGGCUGCUGCGGCUCCCGAGGCUGCUGCGGCUCCCGCGGCCGUUGCAGAUGUCGAGAAACCCGCCGCGACCCCCGCCCCCGCUACCACUGCGGCCUAA
Cordyceps fumosorosea ARSEF 2679 is the source of this 396-nucleotide messenger RNA. RefSeq lists its product as hypothetical. The record is from RefSeq and is a predicted model, not a curated record. The transcript is spliced from 4 exons. Lineage: Eukaryota; Fungi; Ascomycota; Sordariomycetes; Hypocreales; Cordycipitaceae. The coding region runs from base 1 to 396 and encodes 131 amino acids.